ACCCGAUAAAAAAAAAAAAAGAAACCAGAUUUCCAUCUCGAUCGUGUCUUGAGUUUGGGAUCUCUCUUCAUCAAUGGCAAUGGCGUCUUCCUUCUCCCUCUCCUCUCUCCGCUACGCCGAUGGCCUCCUCGUCGCCGGGGCCUCCACCCUCACCGCCAUCCUCUGUGAAUCCCUCUCAUGGCUUCUUAUCUAUCGUACCCCAACCUACAAGACCCUUCGCUCCUCCAUCGAUCGCGCUUCCAAGAAGCUGGAAUCCAUGAAAUCCGAAGACCUAAAGGAGUCCUCCUCUUCCUUAUCUUCCAAGAAAUCAUCGUCCAAAUCCAAGAAGAUCGAUCGCGUCGAGGCCGGCCUCAAGGAAUCUUCUCGCGAACUCUCGAUGGCCAAGUUCAAGUCCGGCGCCGUCGUUGCGGCAGUUCUCUUUGUUGUCUUCGGCCUUCUCAACUCGCUCUUUGAAGGCCGUGCGGUUGCGAAGCUGCCGUUCGAGCCCGUGGGGUUUGUGAUGAAGAUGAGCCAUCGGGGGGUUCCCGGCACUGAUCCCACGGAUUGCUCGAUGGCCUUCUUGUAUUUUCUUUGUUCGAUUAGUAUCCGCACCAAUCUGCAGAAGUUGCUGGGGUUCGCGCCGCCGCGAGGAGCGGCUGGGGCCGGUCUCUUCCCCAUGCCCGAUCCCAAGGCUAGUUGAUGAUAGCAAAUGAUGGUUGUGAUUCCAGGUGGGUGUGCUUUUCAAUGAAAGAGUAAAGCAUGCUGAUGAGGCAGUGAAUGAGAACCGAGUAGUAAUUCUGGAAAAUCUUGCAUUUUCCAUCAAUGCAACUAGUAUUGAUUUGUUUUUAUAAACUAUUCAUGUCCAGACAUUCAGGUCUGGUUGUAACAUUAGCGCAUCUUAUUCAGAAUCUUUGGCUUGACCGCAUAGGUUAAACACAUAUCUAUCAUUUUCCAAUGUUACUAUGAUAAUUGUCUGCUCCUUCAAUAGUCAGCAAAAAUAUCUCAC
Messenger RNA from Dioscorea cayenensis subsp. rotundata (Guinea yam), 985 nucleotides. Its product is annotated as calcium load-activated calcium channel-like. Gene Ontology annotation, molecular function: calcium channel activity. Bases 74 to 679 code for a protein of 201 amino acids. Gene Ontology annotation, biological process: endoplasmic reticulum calcium ion homeostasis. Gene Ontology annotation, cellular component: endoplasmic reticulum membrane; cytoplasm. NCBI's taxonomy places the organism in Eukaryota, Viridiplantae, Streptophyta, Magnoliopsida, Dioscoreales, Dioscoreaceae. The transcript has 2 exons. The record is from RefSeq and is a predicted model, not a curated record.